Arabis nemorensis is the source of this 981-nucleotide messenger RNA. NCBI's taxonomy places the organism in Eukaryota, Viridiplantae, Streptophyta, Magnoliopsida, Brassicales, Brassicaceae. The record is from the annotation of a GenBank genome assembly.
AUGGCUCUGUUUCACGAGAAGCUUCCACUUUCUUCAACUUGUUCUUCUUUCCGUUCUCUUACAAGGAGACACGUGUCCAAGCCUCGUAGUAGGAUCGCCAUUACAAAGUCUCGUUCGAUUUGCAGAGCUUCAUGGCAAGAGCUCGCCGGUGUGUUGGUUUUCUCGGCGAUUCCGUUCACGGCGGUGAAAGCAAUCGCGAAUAGCUCGUUCGGAGAAUCUCUGCGACGGGGAUUACAAGAGAGAAAGAAAGAAGCAGUGGAGAAUUCAACAAGAUUCAAAGCUAAAGCUCAAAAAGCUAGAAACGACAGCAAGUGGUAUGGAGAAGAACGUCCACGUUGGUUUGGUCCAAUUCCAUAUGAUUAUCCUUCAUACCUUACAGGAGAAUUUCCUGGUGAUUAUGGAUUCGACAUUGCUGGACUUGGCAAGGAUCGUUUAAACUUUGAUAAGUAUUUCAACUUUGAAAUACUUCAUGCUCGUUGGGCCAUGCUUGCAGCAUUGGGUGCUUUAAUCCCAGAAGUAUUUGAUCUCACGGGAGCUUUCCAUUUUGUCGAACCCGUAUGGUGGCGAGUUGGUUAUUCGAAGCUUCAGGGAGAGACGUUGGACUACCUCGGCAUUCCCGGGCUUCACGUAGCUGGAAGCCAAGGUGUUAUAGUAAUUGCCAUUUGCCAAGCACUCUUAAUGGUAGGACCGGAAUACGCGAGAUAUUGUGGCAUAGAGGCCUUAGAGCCACUAGGAAUAUACUUGCCAGGAGACAUAAACUAUCCAGGAGGGACACUUUUUGAUCCCUUGAACCUCUCUGAGGACCCGGUAGCUUUUGAAGAUCUUAAAGUUAAAGAGAUUAAAAACGGGAGAUUAGCGAUGGUCGCGUGGCUUGGAUUCUAUGCGCAGGCUGCUCUCACUGGUAAAGGUCCUGUACAAAAUCUUGUUGAGCAUGUCUCUGAUCCAUUACAUAACAAUCUACUUGCUACGCUUUACAGAUGA